Centruroides sculpturatus (bark scorpion) is the source of this 1084-nucleotide messenger RNA. Its product is annotated as dynein assembly factor with WDR repeat domains 1-like. Gene Ontology annotation, molecular function: protein binding. The record is from RefSeq and is a predicted model, not a curated record. NCBI's taxonomy places the organism in Eukaryota, Metazoa, Arthropoda, Arachnida, Scorpiones, Buthidae. The coding region runs from base 123 to 1028 and encodes 301 amino acids. The transcript has 10 exons.
AUCUUGCUUGCUAUCGAGCAUAAUAACAGCAUCCUGAUCAAGAUUCGUUAAGCGUGCUCUGACGUUUGGAACAUUAUUCAAAUUAGUUCGUUUCAUUCUGUUCUGUUUUUCAUAUAAAGAAAAUGAAAGUUAAACGAUUUCUUUUACGUUAUUAUCCACCAGGAAUUGCAGUAGAAUAUGAUAAUGCAAGUCAGCCCAUCAGUAGCAUAGAUCUUUUGGAUCUUAGAUCUGAUUCUGAUACAAACUCUGUUGUUGAAGAUAUUUUGCAACAGAAGCCACAUAUUAAUUUCUAUUUGAAGAAUCAACUUUGUACAUUAAUAAGAAAUUUAAAAAGCAAAUUACUAGAAGGAAAAUAUCAUACUUAUCAUUUAUAUAAGGUAUUAAAAGCACAUAUUCUUCCAUUAACAAAUGUUGCUUUUAAAAAAGAUGGUACUAAAUUCAUCACUGGAAGUUAUGACAGAACAUGUAAGAUCUGGAAUACAGAAACUGGCAAAUUACUUAAUUGUUUAGAAGGACAUACAAAUGCAGUUUUUGUAUUAUCAUUCAAUAAUCCUUACUGUAACAUUAUUGCAACUGGUUCCUUUGAUAAAACUGCUAGAAUAUGGAAUUCAGAAAGUGGACUAUGUUAUCAUGUAUUAAAAGGACAUGAUCGGGAAGUGGUAUGCUUAGAUUUUUCAAAAAAUACAAGUUUGCUUGCUACAGGCAGUCUUGAUAGCCAAGUAUAUUUGUGGGAUAUUGAAACUGGAAAAUCUAUUAAAACAUUAAUAGGUCAUAGUAGAGAGAUUAUAUCAGUUUGGUUUAGUUCACGGGAACAACUUGUGUUAACUGGUUCAUUUGAUGGCACUGCAAGAUUAUGGGAUUAUCGAACAGGAAGAUGCUGUAUGGUAUUAACUGGACAUCUUAAUGAAUUAUCAUCAUGUGUUUUCAAUUGGAAUAGCACAUUAAUUGCAACUGGCUCUUCUGACAAAACUAGCUGUUUAUGGGAUCCACGCUCAGGUAUUAAAUUAUUAUUGAAAUAUUCCUGCUAGAUAUUAUUACAGGAUCUGGCAGGAAAAUGGGAAAAUAUAAUUAGAUGCUUAAUAAC